AUGGCGAAAAAAUAUCUUGCAAACGAGCAAAUAAUGAUAAAAAAGCAAUUUAUGUUUGAAGUGUUAAUGACAUUGGCAGUAAGGAAGAAAAAAGGAGAAAAUAAACCCAAAUAUAAAGAAAGAAAUUGUGGAAAAGUCAUGAGGUUGAGAAUCUUUAACGAUGUAUCCAUAAAAAUAAUAAAACGAAAUGAUUUGGAACAAGACGAACAAGAGAAAAAAAUUAUUCGAGUCUGCUUUCAAUCUUCGGGGUAG
Messenger RNA from Clunio marinus, 252 nucleotides. The record is from the annotation of a GenBank genome assembly. NCBI's taxonomy places the organism in Eukaryota, Metazoa, Arthropoda, Insecta, Diptera, Chironomidae.